Molecule: messenger RNA, 1803 nt
Organism: Haliotis rubra (blacklip abalone)
Lineage: Eukaryota; Metazoa; Mollusca; Gastropoda; Lepetellida; Haliotidae
Product: N-sulphoglucosamine sulphohydrolase-like
Molecular function (GO): arylsulfatase activity
Source: RefSeq, a predicted model, not a curated record
AUGUUCGGCCUGAGUCUAUUUGUGGGCGUCCUUGUCCUUCGGCUGGGUUUCGUAGGAGCAAAAAGAAACGUCCUUCUCAUUCUGGGUGACGAUGCAGGUUUUCAAAUGGGAGCUUAUAACAACACCGCCUGCAAGACACCAAAUUUUGACAAACUAGCUGCAAGAAGUGUUCUGUUUAAACACGGAUAUACCUCCGUCAGCAGCUGUUCCCCGAGCAGAGCUGUACUUCUAAGCGGUCUUCCGGAGCACCAGAACGGCAUGUAUGGAAUCCACAGUGCAUGGCACCAUUUCAACUCCUUCGACAACGUCAGGAGUCUUCCCGUCAUCCUCGACGACGCUGGCAUCAGGACCGGUAUCGUAGGCAAGAAACACAUUGGUCCAGAUGAGGUGUACAAGUUUGACUAUGAACAAACGGAAGAAACACAUGAUGCUAAUCAAAUAGGAAGAAAUAUCACCUAUAUGAAGCAGUACAUCGAGGAAUUCCUCAAGGAAAAUGACACAAGGCCCUUCUUUCUCUAUAUUGGUUUCCACGAUCCGCAUCGAUGUGACCAGAUUCCCAAAUAUGGUGCAUUUUGUGAGAGGUUUGGAAAUGGAGAACCUGGAAUGGGGGUUAUCUCCGAUUGGAAGCCUAUUAAAUACGGCCCUGAUGACGCCAUCGUUCCCUAUUUUCUGCCGGACACGCCCGCGACCAGACAGGACAUUGCUGACAUGUACACGACCUUCAGCCGAAUGGACCAGGGCAUAGGUCUUUUUCUCAGUCUUCUGGAAGCAGCUGGGUACAUGGAUGACACUCUCAUUCUCUUCUCUUCUGACAAUGGCAUCCCUUUCCCGGGCGCCAAGACAAAUCUGUAUGACCCGGGGAUGGGGGAACCAAUGAUGAUAUCAUCCCCACUCCACAAGGACAGUUGGGGGAAAGUAACCGAGUCAAUGGCAAGUUUGAUGGAUUUCACGCCGACAGUAUUAGACUGGUUCAAUGUCUCCUACCCUAAAUACAAGAUAUUUUCGGAUGUCGUAGAGCUCUCAGGCAAAUCCUUACUUCCGGUCCUUGCGAACCCAAGCAAUCUGACCUAUGACCACGUGUUCUCAAGUCACACUUUACAUGGCGUUCACCAGCAUUAUCCAAUGCGAGUACUCAGAACAUCCCAAUACAAACUCAUUCACAACAUUUCCCCUGAUACCCCGUAUCCUAUAGCAACAGAUGUAUACUUCUCUCCCACCUUCCUUGACCUUCUCAAUAGGUCAAGGUCAAGUGUUGAACCUUGGGUAUGGUUCAAGUCCAUGUCGGAAUAUUAUUAUCGGUCCGAAUGGGAGCUUUACGAUAUCAGGGCUGAUUUCAAGGAAAGGAUAAAUUUGGCCUUGGAUUCCUCGCACCAAGCAGUGCUGAAAUCCCUCCAGAAGCAGCUGUACGAAUGGCUGUGGGAGACCGAUGAUCCCUGGGUGUGUCUGCCUCGGACCUUGAUCAGCGGUAAACAGUGCUAUCCUCUGUACAAUGAGAGAGAAGCGGAUGAGAUAAAUCGCUAUAGGCGAUGAAUCAAACAAAUACAUGUAGAUAUAUUUUCCAACACGUAAAAUCAAUAUGUCAGAGUAUCACACAAACACGGCCCUGAAUAUAAAUGGCUGAGUUGGGCUAAAAAUCAUACGUGUUGCGAUACUUUUGUCCAUGUCUCUUAAGAUAGUGCAUCCUUGCUUUAAAAGACGAUUAGAUGAGAUAAUUGAGCCAAAGUGAUAAAUCAGAUAGCUUGAUAUAUUUUCCAACAAAAUAUAUUGAUGUAUGCAAAUUUUAAUUGUACAUCUUUGGUCUAA